Molecule: messenger RNA, 4711 nt
Organism: Boleophthalmus pectinirostris (great blue-spotted mudskipper)
Lineage: Eukaryota; Metazoa; Chordata; Actinopteri; Gobiiformes; Gobiidae
Gene: gpc4
Product: glypican 4
Biological process (GO): regulation of signal transduction; regulation of protein localization to membrane; cell migration
Cellular component (GO): synapse; cell surface; plasma membrane
Source: RefSeq, a predicted model, not a curated record
CCACGCUCCGCGCUCCACCCCGUGUGUUCCGCCUCUCCUUCGCCUUUGUCCCCGGAACUUGCGCUUCGGUGCGGGCUGCAUUGGGCUGUCCACCGCCGCGGCUUUCUGCUCGCAUCUGGAUCCACACAGUCCCAGCUACUCUCCAACCAACUCAACCAACUUUGAACGCACAGCCGAGACGAACUGCCCCGCUUCACGCCGCUAAACCUGGACAGAAAAGACUACAGAUAACCGCGUACGGAGGAAGAUUAAACACUCUCUGGCUACUUUUACACCGUGUUUUGUUUUCCCGUGGGUCAUACUUUCGUCGAUACCGUGAGGCAGCAGCUGCAGAGAGGAGCACAGAUUGUCGCCUCAAGUUAGAAGUUUUUCACGGCUGUUUUUAACUCCGCCGUGUUUUUACGCACAAACUACUGGUAACUUCUAAACUCACACCGACACCGUGUUCGCUUGUAAAUGUUAAGGUUUACACUGAUUUAAAAGCGAGUUUCACUUUUUUCUACACUCGAAAUAGUUUUGAAUGAAGUUUCUGUUGAGUUGAAGCCAAUGUCUCCACGAAGAAACUCAACGUGGGAUUAGCGCAAACCUUGUCCUAGCUUUUACGAACGCACCUGGCCGACUACGUUUUGUGAUUUUACGUAUUUUCGCGUGGUACUUUUUGCUCCCGACACAAUGAAGUCACUGUUGUUGCUGUCUGUGGCUUGCACUCUGGUUGCCUUGACUUUUUCAGCCACGGCGGAGCAAAAGUUGAAAAACUGCAACGACGUCCGCGCGGCGUACAGCUCCAAAGGAUUCAACAUCAACGACGUGCCCAACAAAGGCGUAAACGGAGCCCCUCUGAAAGUGUGUCCCCAGGGCUACUCGUGCUGCACUGUGGAGAUGGAGGAGAAGCUGAGCCAGCAGAGCCACAGCGAAAUCAAAGCUCCAGUGUCUCAGCUCAGCACCAACCUGCAGUCCACCUUCAGACAGAGACACGGCCACUUCGACAAGUUUUUCCGAGAGCUGCUUAAAAACGCCGAGAGCUCUUUACACAACAUGUUCGUGCGCACCUACGGGAUGAUGUACGUCCAGAACGCAGAACUCUUCAAGAAGUUCUUCGAGGACCUGACCCGUUACUACGUGAGCGGAAGCGCCGCCAUCAACCUGGAGUCCAUGCUGUCGGACUUCUGGGCGGAGCUUCUGGAGCGGAUGUUUCGAUUGGUCAACGUCCAGUACGAGUUUAAUGAUGCCUACAUGGAGUGUGUGAGCAGGCACACGGAUCAGCUGAUGCCCUUUGGAGAUGUGCCGCGGAAACUUCGGAUCCAACUGACCAGGGCUUUUGUGGCAGCCAGAACCUUCACCAAGGGACUGGCCCUCAUGCCCGAAGUGGUCAACAAAGUGUCCACAGUCAGUGCAUCUCCGAGCUGUGUGCGUGCUGCCAUGAAGAUGUUAUACUGCCCCUACUGUUCGGGGCAGGUCGCGCUGAAGCCGUGUCAAAACUACUGUCUGAACGUAAUGAGGGGCUGUUUGGCCAAUCAGGCUGAUCUGGACACCGAGUGGAACAACUUCUUAGACGCCAUGUUGAGUCUGGCCGAUCGUCUGGAGGGUCCCUUUAACUUCGAGUCCGUCAUGGAUCCCAUCGACGUGAAGCUCUCUGACGCCAUCAUGAAUAUGCAGGAGAACAGCAUGCAGGUCUCACAGAAGGUGUUCCAGGGUUGUGGUCAGCCCAAACCGAGCAUGGCCUUCAGAACCAAGCGCUCGAUCAAAGAGACUGCGUUCACCGGCCGCUUCAGACCGUACAGUCCAGACGCCAGGCCCACCACCGCAGCAGGCACCAGCUUAGACAGACUGACGAAUGACGUGAAGAAGAGGCUGAAACACGCUAAGAAGUUCUGGUCGACGCUGCCGGAGACGGUGUGCGCAGGAGAGAGGAUCGCCCCGGACGAGUGCUGGAACGGCACCGCCAAAAGCAGGUAUGAGUCCGUCGUCAUCGGCAACGGCCUGGCCAAUCAGGUGUCGAACCCAGAUGUGGACGUGGACAUCACGAAGCCGGACAUUGUGAUCCGGAGUCAGAUCGCGGUGUUAAAGGAGAUGACCAGCUGGCUCAAAGCAGCACACAACGGCAAUGACAUCUCCAUUGAUACAGACGAAGAAGCGAGCGGAGGAGAGGAGAGCGGCAGCGGCUGUGACCCCCCCUCCUGCACCAGCGACCAGGACAUCUACUUCAGCACUCCCCCCGCCCCCCGCCUGGACCCUGUGGUCAAAUCCCCUUCUGGGUCUGCAGUCUCCAGAAGGGCCAGUCUGCUUUUGGCUCUCUCUGCUCUACUCCUGGCUCUGCUCAUCCCCCACUGGAGAUAAAGACUACAUGCACGAACCCAGGAACGGAAAAAAAACAAAAAGAUAAAACUGUCAGAGAGAGACUUUAAAGACUGCUAUCAAGACUUUGCAUAGGGGGCGCUGUUCCUAAUUCACUUUUAAUUAUUGUUUGCUUCAAUGGACUCAAGUGAAGCUAACGUCCCCCCUCCCAUUUUUGUUCUCUACGUCUUUGCUGGACCUGUCUACAUCAAAAACAGACUCUUGAAUUGUCUUACUCGGGCAGUUAUCUCUUGUGCCUUCUUCACUAAUUAUUACCAAACGAGCAAAGUUGCGAGAGCUAGUGGUCCGCAACGCCUUUUACUAUUUUCUAACAAUGUAGCAUAGACGGAGACACAAUUCAAAACAAAUCAUCCUUUUUGCCUUUUUUGAAUGUGCAAAGUUAUAUUUUCAACAAUGUAUAUACACAUGCAAGUUUUUAUGAAGCUUAUAGGGACCAUCUUGUGUGAAAUAUAGCAAAUUUGCAUUACCGGUAUUGCGUUUAACCUAAGGAUUUAGCUUAGGUUAAGUUACAUGCAUAUUUGUAUAACACUCGUUUUUCAUUUUAAAAUAGCAGUCAAAAUCUGGCUUCUGCAGUACAGUAGUAAGUUAUACCUCGUGCUCAAUAUCAAUGCAAUCUAGUGAUAUAAGAGUCAGGUACUUAAAAAUAAUAAGGCGAGAGAUGGUUUAAUCCUGUUAAAUGGGCAAAAGAUGAUGUUUGACUCCCCCUUGUGGUGACUACAUGCUAUGCACAGUCUUACAGGGGCGGCGUGUGUAUGUUUAAAUGUUGAAAAAAUGUGGAACAAAAGACUGUGUGGAUAAAAAGAAAAAAAAGAUUAUUUUAAUACAGGGUUUUAUAUUAUGGAGUUGUAAUUUUUAGCUGGUUUGAAGAUAUAUAUUAGGUACUACAGUGAUUUUUACUGCUAGUUUUAGGUGGUGGAAAGUCAGGCAAGGAGAAAUGGGGGCACUUUGUCUUAUUGUGCACAGUAUUUUGGGCUAAAACUAUUCAUUUUCUGGUUUUAAUUUUAUUUCUCUGAUUUUCUAUAGCCCGUUCACCCCCAUCCGCUGUUAUACGUGUACCACCAAAAUGGCCGGCGUCUGCAUCAUUCAAAAACAUCGGAUCAUUAUUCUUGUUUUGUUGUGAUUUCUCACUGUUUUUGCUGUUGUAACUUCUGUCACCACUCAAACAAAUGCAAUGCCUGAUUUCUUUUUAUUUUUUACCUAAAAUUUUCACAUGAAUGAGUGUAAGAUAUGAGUGUUGAUUUUACAAAGGCCCUGGUGGUUUAUUGUUGAGAAGCAGAUGAGCACAACACAAUAGUUUAUCUUUAUUUAAAAAUCUGGAUUUUUUAAAAACAUGACUUUACUUGUUAUGCUGCCUAUAAUGGGGUUUCCAAAACACAUGUAAAUCAUUUACAUUAUCCAAGUAUACUUUUUAAUAUACAAAGCAACACUAUUCAGCUUCUUUCUAAAAAUUUGAACUUUUUUUUUACAAAAAGUCUCUGAAACUGUACCUAAUAAUGUUGACAUAUUAUAUUUUUUGUCUAAUAUCAACUUGACAAUAAUUAAUUUAUACAAACGUUGCUUGGUGUUGCUUAAAAUUUCUUACCAUGUAUUUAAUUCACAAAAAAAUCAGAUCGGAAGAAUUCUUAAUAUGCAUUUUGUAAUAACGUUCACGUACUUGUCACUUGUCCCUCCUAAAAUGUCAAUGCAAGAAAGAAAGAUGGAUUUUUUGGGGGUUUUAUUUGAAGGUGACAAGAUGAUCGUACAGGUAUUUUUAUCGAAGGUGUUGAAUUGAAAUGGGAAUAUUGUACAAAACAUCUAUGCAACCUGUCAAAAAAUACUAAAGCCUUAAUUUAAAUGAGCUGUGCCUUAAAGUGGCUAGAUUUGGUAAUGAUUUUCUCCCAACUGAGUGCCAAUAACAUUUCAAAAGGGCUCGUGCAUGUGUUCAUUGAGUGGACAAAUGGUGUUGAUUGAAACCCUGUGUUUUGGGUGAAGAUGGAGUGCGUCUGAGCUAGCGGGGCACGGCUACAGUAGCAUUUGUGACCAGCAGGAGAUGGCCCGGUCCAAAAAUGCAGAAGAUUUGGUUCAACUUUGAGUCCUGGGACUUUAAAGUUAGGUUGGACAAAAAGCCAGUGCCCCCUUCAGGACCGGAGUGGACUCUUUAUUGAGGACUGACUGAAAAAAAAGAAGAAAGUGUAAAUACAGAGCAGGCGUUUUAGAAGUCUCUAAAAGAGGCCGUAACCUUCACCAGAUUUUUACUGUCAGAGUAUCUCCUAAAUGUUACGGAAAACCAGAGAUAGAUGUUACAUUGUAAAAGAAAAUGUAUAUUAAACAACAUUUCUUAGUCUUGUUGAAAUAAAGACUGCCAUAUUUAAACAAA